Molecule: messenger RNA, 1311 nt
Organism: Colletotrichum scovillei
Lineage: Eukaryota; Fungi; Ascomycota; Sordariomycetes; Glomerellales; Glomerellaceae
Product: adenosine-deaminase
Exons: 2
Coding region: 1-1311 (436 amino acids)
Biological process (GO): tRNA wobble adenosine to inosine editing
Molecular function (GO): RNA binding; tRNA-specific adenosine-37 deaminase activity
Source: RefSeq, a predicted model, not a curated record
AUGCCAGCCGACCCUGAUGAGAUCGCAGAUGUUGUCCUAGGGCAGUUCAAGAAGCUACCCACGAAACGGAGGCCCCAGGUUAGAGAUAAUGGCCUACAUGAAUGGGUUCCCCUGAGCGGCAUCGUCGCAGAGAAAGAUGGUGUUUUGAUUUGUCUCUCACUCGCAACGGGCAUGAAGUGUCUCCCAGCCAGCAAACUCCCCCUGGCAAAAGGAAACGCCCUCCACGACUGGCACGCCGAAGUCCUCGCCAUCCGCGCCUUCAACCGCUACCUCCUGGACGAAUGCGACGCCCACUCGCAGGGCAGCUCGCCCACCUCAAACAUCAUCACAAGACGCCCACCCUCCGCCAUCUCCCCUUCCUCGCCCCAACCCUUUGCAAUCAGAGACGGCGUCACCCUACACAUGUACUGCUCCGAAGCCCCCUGCGGCGACGCAAGCAUGGAACUCACAAUGGCAGCCCAAGAAGACGCUUCACCCUGGGAUCUGCCCCCGUCUUCGUCCUCAUCUACAACCUCCCCGGGCGUCACCACUCCCACUUCUGCCCCUGUUCUCGGGACAACGACAGACACAACCCCCCUCCCAGGAAGAGCCUACUUCUCCCACCUAGGCAUCGUCCGCCGCAAACCAGCCCGCGGCGACGCGCCCCCGACCACCUCGAAAUCCUGCUCCGACAAGCUCGCGCUCAAACAGUGCACCUCCCUCCUCGCCUCGCUGACCUCCCUGCUGAUCCACCCCGGCAACGCCUACAUCUCGUCUGUCGUCCUCCCGGAAUCGGAGUUUUCCGCUACAGGCUGCGAGCGCGCCUUCUCAGCAAGCGGACGAAUGAAGGCCGUAGUGGAUGAAGCGGCGCGUUGGAAGGGCGGGUACCGGUUCUCGCCGUUCGAGGUGCGGACCACGUCUAGAGAGUUUGAGUUCUCGAAACGGAGGGUUAGGGGACGGGCCGGGGCGGAGAAGAUCGCGGCGAGUAACCUCGCUGCUGUCUGGACACGCGGUGGUGGUGUUGAUGAGGGCACGAUGGGCGGCGUGCUGCAGGGGCGGAAGGCGUUUGAUGUCCGGGGCGCGAGUUUGGUUUCUAGGCGGAGGAUGUGGGAGCUUGGGGCGGCGGUGGCGGAGCGGGUGGCCACGGAAGAAGGUGGUGACGACGAUGAGGUCGGGGGGUUGCUGCGGCGGGCAUUGGAUGUUGAUGCGUAUGGCAAGGUCAAGGGCGGGGAGAUGCUUGCUUGUCGGAGGGAGGUCAAGGAGGCUGUGAGGAGGGUUGCGCUGGCGGGGUGGGUUGUCAAUGUUGGGGAUGAGGAGUUUGCGAGGUUGUAG